AUGGAGCCGCCGUCGCCGCCGCCGCGACCCUCUGCCUCCUCGAAGCUCCGCCUCAUGUGCAGCUACAGCGUAGGCGUGGCCCCACGCUCCCAUUCCAAGUCCCUCUUCUACCACGGCGGCGAGACCCGCAUCGUCACCGUCGACCGCGCCUCCACGGCCGCCUCCCCCGUCUCCCCCACCCUCGCCGUCGCGCCCCCCUUCGCCCUCAAGUACCAGCUCCCCGACUCCGACCUCGACGCCCUCAUCUCCCGCUGCAUCGACGACGACCUCGCCGUCAUGAUGGACGAGCUCGACCGCCUCUCCUCGUCGUCGGAAGUGAUGCGAUACUUUCCAUUUCAUAUAAUGCAUGAGGAUGCUCAGUUGGAAGAACAAUUGCUUCAAAUAAGCCAUGUGUGCUCUUCAGGAUAUCCUUUCACUUCAGUUAAGUCUGUCCCUUAG
This is a messenger RNA of Syzygium oleosum, 438 nucleotides long. RefSeq lists its product as uncharacterized. NCBI's taxonomy places the organism in Eukaryota, Viridiplantae, Streptophyta, Magnoliopsida, Myrtales, Myrtaceae. The transcript has 2 exons. Bases 1 to 438 code for a protein of 145 amino acids. The record is from RefSeq and is a predicted model, not a curated record. Gene Ontology annotation, molecular function: protein binding.